Messenger RNA from Cyphellophora attinorum, 1602 nucleotides. RefSeq names its product Choline transport protein. Gene Ontology annotation, cellular component: membrane. The transcript has 5 exons. Lineage: Eukaryota; Fungi; Ascomycota; Eurotiomycetes; Chaetothyriales; Cyphellophoraceae. Gene Ontology annotation, molecular function: transmembrane transporter activity. Bases 1 to 1602 code for a protein of 533 amino acids. The record is from RefSeq and is a predicted model, not a curated record. Gene Ontology annotation, biological process: transmembrane transport.
AUGUCUUCCAACAAUGGUGACACCACAUCAUCUCAAGGCUACGAUGACCUCGAGCUCGAAGCUGCCGGCUAUAAGCGGUCCAUGCCCCGUCGGUUCACCUUUUGGGCAUUGGCUGCACUGUCCUUCGACCUCACCUGCACAUGGCUCGGCAUGGGCUCCUCGAUCGGCGGCACUCUGUGGUCUCUCGUCAUAGCUGGGUCGAUGACAUUGGUUGUUUCUGCAGGGAUGGCUGAGCUGGCUUCUGCUUAUCCCGUUGCUGGAGCACAAUAUUAUUGGUCUUUCAUGGUGUCCAGCGACAAGUACAAGCCUUUCGCAUCGUUUCUUAACGGCUGGAUGAGCAUCAUCGGCUGGUGGCUCGGCGCUGCUUCUGUGGCAAAUUUCGUGGCAUCCAUGGUCCUUGAGAUCGUCGGCAUCUGGCAUCCGGACUUUCAAGCCAAGCAGUGGCAACAGUGGCUUAUCUACGUUGCUUUGACGUGGAUUUCCGUCGCAGCAAAUGUCUUCGGGUCAGCCUGGAUCCCAGCGUUCAACAAGGCGCUUUUUGGCAUCAGUGUGAUCACAUUGUCUUCGACCAUGAUCACUUUGUUCGUUGUCAGCCGCAACAAUCACGCUUCGGCCGAGUUCAUCUUCACUGACACCACAAGCUCUUCCGGCUGGGGCGAGGGCUGGGCCUUCUUUUACGCCAUCGGCAAUGCUGUGUAUACCUUCCUGGGUUCCGACUGCGCUGCCCACCUAUGCGAAGAGAUCAGUAACCCAGCAAAGAAUGUGCCUAGAGUCAUCAUGUGGCCGCUUCUUGGUGGACUGCUCACAGCGUUCCCCUUUGCUGUAUCGCUGCUCUAUGCGAUCAACGAUCUGCAGGCCGUCUUCACAACAACAGCCGGCUUGCCCCUGAUCGAAAUUUACUAUCAGGGUACUGGAAGCCGUGUUGCAGCGUCCAUAUUGCUGGCGAUGUUCGCCUUCUGUUUCUUCGGGAACCUGGUCGCCAAUGCCACAACUGCAUCCCGAACUCUGUGGGCUGUAUCGCGCGACGGUGCACUACCCUUCUCGAAAUACUGGGCCCAUGUGCAUCCGCGUUGGCAGAUGCCAGCAAAUGCAAUGUGUCUUUCUGCCACGUUCAUAACGCUCUACGGCUUGAUCUUCCUCGGCUCCUCAACCGCUUUCAGCGCCAUGGUCUCAGCCUGCAUUUUCUUCCUGCAGACCUCUUGCGUCAUUCCUCAGGCCAUUCUAGUGUAUCGUGGAAGGGAUAGGGUCCUCCCGGAACGUCACUUCAAUCUGGGUCGCUUGGGAUACCCGAUCAACAUCGUGGCUGUCGUGUGGGUCGCCUUUCUCGACGUCUUGUAUUGUCUGCCUACCGUACGCCCUGUCACGGCGGCGAAUAUGAGCUAUGUGUCAGUCGUGGCGUUCGGGCUGAUCGCAUUCAUCAUCGUGCUGUGGUUCACCACAAAGCGUGGCGUCUUUAAGGGACCUCGAGUCGAUGUGGAGCUGUUGAAUGAGCGCCGAAAUGCUGCAAUACACGGCGAGGUCGUCGAAGGCGAUAGCGUGAGCAGCACCCACAAGGAGGCGUUCAACAAUGGAGGGGAGAAGAACGCAGCGUUGGGGAACUAA